AUGAACGCACUCAAGACCUCGCUCUCCGCCAUCACCAAUGCCACCUUCAAGGGCAAGGCCAAGCAGGUGUCUCCUCUGCUUUCCUCGGCCGUUGCCGGGCGUAGCUUGAACACCUCCGCCAGCUCGUCGUCAGCCUCUGCAGCUGCAGCGGCGGCAUCUUCGUCUGUAUCUGGAUCGGCACUUUCUGCAGAGUCGGCGGUAGCCUCCAACGAGCGCGCGCUGGCGCUUCUCAAGACGCAGCCCAACCACUACGCAGUAGCGUCCAUCACGGGUCGAACGUACCUCGUCUCGAAAGGCGAUCUGGUCACCGUGCCGCGUCUGAAGGAUGUCCAGGUUGGAGACGUGCUUGUUCUCGACAAGGUGCACGAGAUCGGAUCGCGCGACUACACCUUGCGUGCACAGGACACGCUCAACACGCGUCGAAUCUCGAGCGCCGUAGACCUGGCUUCCACCACCCCGGGCACCUUGAGGGGCGUUUCGCCCGCAGUGACCCCGCAGGCAAGACGUCUACUCACCCGUCUAGCCACACCCGAAUCGCGCAGCCAGCUGCUCCCUCUCGCAGACACCUGGUCGUCCAGACUCAUCCCCAACGGUCUCGCCCACAUCGGCGCUAGCCUCCCACAAUCGUCGGUCAAGAUCACCGCCGUCGUCACAGAAAAUACAAAGGGCGCUCUCGAAAAGAUCCUCAAGAAGAAACGCAGAAAGGGCUACAAAAAGACGGUGCAGCACAAACAACCCUACACCCGAAUCCGCAUCGAAGACAUCCAAAUCCAACCCAACUAG
Moesziomyces antarcticus is the source of this 783-nucleotide messenger RNA. RefSeq lists its product as uncharacterized. The transcript has a single exon. Bases 1 to 783 code for a protein of 260 amino acids. The record is from RefSeq and is a predicted model, not a curated record. Gene Ontology annotation, cellular component: ribosome; mitochondrial large ribosomal subunit. Gene Ontology annotation, molecular function: structural constituent of ribosome. NCBI's taxonomy places the organism in Eukaryota, Fungi, Basidiomycota, Ustilaginomycetes, Ustilaginales, Ustilaginaceae.